Pelobates fuscus (common spadefoot toad) is the source of this 2135-nucleotide messenger RNA. It is a transcript of the gene WASHC1, whose product is annotated as WASH complex subunit 1. Bases 107 to 1564 code for a protein of 485 amino acids. The transcript has 11 exons. NCBI's taxonomy places the organism in Eukaryota, Metazoa, Chordata, Amphibia, Anura, Pelobatidae. Gene Ontology annotation, cellular component: WASH complex; early endosome; recycling endosome. Gene Ontology annotation, molecular function: gamma-tubulin binding; actin binding; alpha-tubulin binding. The record is from RefSeq and is a predicted model, not a curated record. Gene Ontology annotation, biological process: retrograde transport, endosome to Golgi; endocytic recycling; exocytosis.
GCGUGGCCAUUGGCUGAGCGGAAGCAAACUGUGAUCAUAUGACGUUAGUCACGUGAUAAGGAUAUCUUGGAGCUUUGAGGAGGUGUUAGAAGUGCAGUAGCUUGGGAUGCCUGCUCUACCUGCAGGGGGCGCUGUCACGAUGCCUCAGAAGUCUUCCCAGGAGAUUCAUCCCUUCUCCGUUCCACUUAUCCAGCCAGAUCUUCGAAGAGAAGAGACCAUCCAGCAGAUUACGGAUACACUGCAGCAUUUGCAGAGUGUAGCCAAUGAUAUCUUCAGCAGGAUUGUGCAGCGGGUGGAAACCAACCAGCACCAACUGCGGGCAAUAAAUGAACGAGUGAACUUAGCCCAGGCAAAGAUAGAGCGAAUUAAAGGUAGCAAGAAAGCUAUAAAGGUGUUCUCAAGUGCCAAAUACCCUGCUCCAGAACGGCUUCAAGAGUAUAGCUCCAUAUUUGCUGGUGCUGAGGAUUUAUGGACAGAGAAGAGAGCUCGACACAAGAUACAGAAUAAGCACCGGCCCCUGGAUGAGCAGGCCAUGUUGGAGAAGCUGAAAUAUCACCCACUGUAUGUUAACACAAAAGCGAAAGAAGAGGAAAGUGCAGAGGAUGGUUUAGGAAGCCUGCCUCGGAACAUCAAUUCGGUCAGCGCUCUGCUUCUCUUCAACACAAAUGAGAACCUAUAUCGGAAGUAUGUAUUUCUGGAUCCGCUAGCUGGUGUUGUGAGUCGGACUAACCCAGCUUUAGAAGGAGAGGAUGAGGAGAAACUCUUUGAUGCACCUUUCUCAAUCAGCAAACGAGAGCAGUUGGAGCGGCAGACUGCAGAGAAUUACUUUUACGUACCAGAUUUGGGGCAAGUUCCUGAGAUAGAUGUCCCCUACUACUUGCCAGAUCUGCCUGGGGUAGCUGAUGAUCUAAUGUACAGUGCAGACCUUGGACCAGGUAUUGCUCCUUCAGCUCCAAGUGGUCCUAUUCCUGAACUUCCGACCUUCAAUACAGAGGAAACUAUUGAACCUUUGAGACCAGAUACACAUGAUGGGCAACUACUGCCACCACCUCCACCACCACCUCCUCCACCACCUCCGCCACCACCACCACCUCCUGGACCAGAGGUCUUUGUACCACCUGCACCUCCUCAGCCCCCACCGAUUUCUGUUACUCCAAGUGGAAGAGGCAGAGCUGAGAGUGAAGACCCAGCUGCUGUAAGAAAAGCUCCUAAGGAAGUGGUUGAUCCCUCUACUGGACGGGCAUCAUUGCUGGAGUCCAUCCGUCAGGCUGGUGGAAUUGGGAAAGCUAAAUUGCGCAAUGUCAAAGAGAAGAAACUGGAGAAAAAGAAGAUGAAGGAAAAAGAACAAGUCCAAGCUACAGUAGGAGGCGGUGACUUAAUGUCCGAUCUCUUUAACAAGCUACAAAUGAGACGCAAAGGAAUUUCUGGAAAGGGUCCAGCUGCUGGAGACGGAAGUGGAGAUGCUACGACCGGGGCAUUUGCACGAAUUUCUGAUACAAUCCCACCUCUACCCGUGCCACAGCCUGCCUUGGGCGAUGGCGAUGAGGAUGACUGGGACUCAUAGCCCUGACCUUGGAGUAUUACUUCAAGGCAUUCCACUUGGGUAUCUGCCCUUCUGCAGCUUCUCAACAAACCAGCUCAGUGCAGGACUGUAUUAACACUGAAUUAACAUGGAGAGUGAGGGUGUUAUGUGGGCCCAUCAACGCUAUAUCUCCUGUCUAAUGUGCAAAAAAUAUAUAUUUUUUUUCCUUUCCUGACAUUCGUCUAUUUAAUUUUGUGCCUAAAGUGAUUAUUAAAGCUCAGGUCACACAGAUACAGUUUUCAAUUACAUACCAGGAAUAAUACUUUUCUCCUGUGGUUCUAGAGCUUCUGGCUGUAUCCAAGCUGUCAAUCAGUAUUUAUUUCUCUUACUGCAGCUAAGCAUGUUUUACCCAACUUGCCUAAUAUGACAGUUUGUCUAUUUUAGAAGUUAACAGCUUAGAAGGACAGCAACCAGUAAUAAUGAAAUGGUCUCGUAUUGUGUAGUUUUAAUCUUUUUGUUUUAGCACUACAAAGCGAUUCGGCUGAAUUUUUCUUUUAAAAAACAUUUAUUUCAUAUUAAGAGGCAGCAUUUAAUUUGAAUAUAAUUUUGUUUC